Heterotrigona itama is the source of this 1245-nucleotide messenger RNA. The record is from the annotation of a GenBank genome assembly. NCBI's taxonomy places the organism in Eukaryota, Metazoa, Arthropoda, Insecta, Hymenoptera, Apidae.
UUAGGGUACGUAAAUUGCAUGCAUCUAAAGAAAAAUUAAAUUUGUAAGAUUUAUUAUAAUGAGAUAUAUUUACUGGGAUAAAUUCUACAUCUUUUUUUUUUAAUACAUAUACAUAUCAGUACAAUAACGCUGAAAAUGAAACGAUUGAAGAUCGAAGCUGUAUCAAUCAUGAACUUUUGGUUAUUAUUUAAAAAUGAAUUAGUAAAAUUAACAUCAAAAUUUUCCAUAGUGUUAUAAAAUCAUACCAUAUUUUAUAAAAUCUGGAAAUUUUAAUAAAUUAUGACUGAUGAAAAACAAUGCAAAAGCAUAUGGAAUAAAUUUUGUAGUUCUGUAAGUAGCGGAGUUAUUUGGACUUCUGCGGAAUUUAAAUCAGCAUGUCCUCCGAAAAAGAAGAAGAAACAAGCCGACGAAGAACUCAAAUCACUGGACAAAGAUGUAAAAGAUGGCAUAGAUCCCUCGAUUUCAGAAAAAUCACCAUAUCGACGUCCCAGUGAUAUUUGCCCGGAUGUUAAAUCUUAUUGUUACAUUAAAAUGCAGGAUCCUUGCAAACCAUGUUGUUGCGAUGACAAACCAAAGCUCCCACCUUGCCCUCCUAAACGCGGUCCGCAACAAGCACGUGAACCAAUGUGUGGUUGCGAACUUUGUCAGAAAAAUCCCGGGCAUGAGAAAUGCUGCAUUAAGAACAGAGAUUUCCGCGGAUUAGAUUUUGUAAGAUUUGAAGUAUGUCAGAAUUCUUGGAUCAUUGACAACUGAAUGGAUUUUAAAUUUAUGAUUUUCUUAUGCUAUCUUUUAAAAAUUUCUUAAAUAUCUUUUAAUCACUUUGAGAAACCAUAAAAUAAUUAUUAUAUAUUAAAAUAAAUCUUAUUGAUUUAAAAUUAAUUGGAACCGAGUGUUUAACGCCUUGGCAGUAAUCGUUCAGAUAGCAACCAGAAUUAACAUUUAAAUCUAACGUCUGACAUCUGACCAAUUAGUCAAUUAAUCAAUAAAUCAAUAAACUGUAAAUUUGUUAUAUAUACGUUAUAAUUCAUAUUUGGCGCGUCAAGCCAAAGUUCAUGCGAUAAUAAUUCACGCUAAGAUGGAGCCACAAGGCUGUAACAGCGUGUGAUAAACUGCAUGUAAAUAUCAAUUGGCUGAUCUAUUGAAUUACGAUUUAUCGAAUUGUGGGCAGUUUUUGAUACAUUGUUUAAUUCGUCUUAAGUGAAGUGAACAUAUCUGCAGUACUACCUUGAGAAAGCUUGUCAACAG